GCUGUCUUGACGCUGCUUUCAGCUUUGCGGCUUCAUUUGUAGCGAGAGCAGUUUAACGGGACUGUCACCUAAUACUUUAUCACAGAUCAGAACACUAUGAAUCAAGAGAAACUCGCCAAACUCCAGGCGCAGGUCCGGAUAGGAGGAAAGGGAACGGCCCGCAGGAAGAAAAAGGUUGUUCACAAAACGGCAACAGCUGAUGACAAAAAACUCCAAGGCUCGCUGAAGAAAUUGGCAGUGAACAACAUCGCAGGGAUAGAAGAGGUGAACAUGAUAAAAGACGACGGCACGGUGAUUCACUUCAACAACCCCAAAGUUCAGGCGUCUCUGUCUGCCAACACCUUCGCCAUCACGGGCCACGCCGAGACCAAACAGCUGACAGAGAUGCUGCCAGGCAUCCUGAGCCAGCUGGGAGCCGACAGCCUCAGCAGCCUGCGCAAGCUGGCCGAGCAGUUCCCACGGCAAUCAGCAAUGGACAUGAAAGCGGUCAAGGAGGAAACUGCAGAAGAAGAGGACGACGAUGUACCAGAUCUUGUGGAGAACUUUGACGAAGCCUCAAAGAACGAAGCAAACUGAUAAAUUCUUCUUUUUCUCCCCCCCCAUCAGUCAACCGUUUUUAAUUCUUUUACCUCUUGCGGACUCACAAAGUUCAUUUCCUCUUGUGGGGAAGUGGUUGUUUGAGGUGCAGUGCAGCGUCUCUGGAGACGCGAGCCUCUUUGGUUCAGCCUGCCGCUACAACAACAUGCAGAAAGGUUUUGAUUUCAGUGAUACUGUGGACACAGGAUCUACACGACCGUCAGCACCCAAAGGACUCCAACUACGUUAGAUUGAAGCUGCUUCUGUGGCUAGUAUUUAAGAGAUUGUUUAUGAAAUUACAAUUGAAGUGAAUGGAGGGUUCACUUUUCAUUAUAGUGGUGAUUUUGAAUUUAAUAAAACAUUUUUGGGCUAUCA
This is a messenger RNA of Stegastes partitus (bicolor damselfish), 951 nucleotides long. It is a transcript of the gene btf3l4, whose product is annotated as basic transcription factor 3-like 4. NCBI's taxonomy places the organism in Eukaryota, Metazoa, Chordata, Actinopteri, Pomacentridae. The record is from RefSeq and is a predicted model, not a curated record. The transcript is spliced from 6 exons. Bases 97 to 576 code for a protein of 159 amino acids.